Medioppia subpectinata is the source of this 1117-nucleotide messenger RNA. NCBI's taxonomy places the organism in Eukaryota, Metazoa, Arthropoda, Arachnida, Sarcoptiformes, Oppiidae. The record is from the annotation of a GenBank genome assembly.
UUUAUGCAUUUUUAUAAUACUGUAAAUACAAUUAUUUGUAUGACAAACAGAAACGGCAGAGAGAAGUGAUGCCUCAGCAGCACAUAUCACAACUGCCGAGAUUAGGGACACUGGUGUCCAGUUUGGACGGCCAUCAGAGAGUGAACCUUCACUGUCGGGUUGUGGUGUUAGGAGCGGCCAAAGUGGGCAAAACAGCAAUCGUCGAGCAAUUCCUUUACGACGCCUUCCCUGUCCUCCACUCAGCGACUGUCGAGCAGUUAUAUAGAGCCGAAUAUCAGGUCCGCGGAACCGGUUCGCUAACAUUAGACAUAUUGGACACGAGUGGGUCAUAUGAAUUCCCAGCGAUGAGACAAUUGGCCAUAAAAUCGGGCGACGCUUUCAUUUUAGUAUUUUCUGUCGACGACUCGGAGACCUUCGAAGAGGUCCGACGGCUCAGGGAAUUGAUAUUAGAGAUAAAGAGUUCGGACAACAACGACAUCCAACCGGUGAUCCCAAUCUGUGUCGUCGGCAAUAAAAGUGAUUUCGACGAUAAAAGAGUCAUAAGAAAGGAAGUGGCGGAAAGUGUGAUAUGUCUGGAUUGGGAGAACGGAUACGUGGAGUGUUCGGCCAAAGAGAACAAGAAUGUGGUGAAAAUAUUCCAGGAGCUGAUGAUUCAGGCGAAAGUGCCUUACGAUGUCGGGCCCGCCAUCGCCAAUGGGAAGCCAAGGAGAAGCUCUUUACCCGAAUGUCCCACAAGUCCUGUCAGUAAAGACAAAGGAAUGCCUAAACGAAACAGUUGUGCCGUCUCUUAAACAAGUCAUCGCCAGAAAACCGGAACCGAAGUACGCGACCAUCGGAUCGACAGAAACACGAUAUAAAACCAACUCAUUUGACUCUCGACUCUCAUUUAAAAUGAUAUUAGAUUUUAGCCAUCAUUUAUAUAGCGAUCUAUUUAUUGAUACAUUGAUAGCCAGUAACCAAACGAAUAUUACAAUUGACGAAAAAAGAAGUCUCACUUUUUAUGUUUGUUUCGCUUUGGAAUCGAUAAUCCAUUUCAUUUGUGUGAAUAGAAAUGUAUAAUUCAUUCAUUAAACAUAAUAAAUACAACAAAAUAAAAAUACAUGCUUUACUACACACA